AGAAGAAGACGAAGCUGCCGUCAUUUCCGGUCACAAAGUAAACAAGAUGGCGUCAGGCAGCGGGUCGAGUAAAAACGACUUCCGACGGAAAUGGGACAAAGACGAGUACGAGAACCUCGCCCAGAAACGUCUGGCGGAGGAGAGGGAGCGCGAGCGGCGAGAUGGGAAAACGGCGCCGCCGGUCAAGCGGGACCUCCUGCGUCACCGGGACUACAAGGUGGACCUGGAGUCCAAGCUGGGGAAGACCAUCGUCAUCACCAAGACCACGCCGCAGGCCGAGAUGGGCGGGUAUUACUGUAACGUGUGCGACUGUGUGGUCAAAGACUCCAUCAACUUCCUGGAUCACAUCAACGGCAAAAAACAUCAGAGGAACCUGGGCAUGUCGAUGCGGGUGGAGCGCUCGUCUCUGGAUCAGGUGAAGAAAAGAUUCGAGGUGAACAAGAAGAAGUUGGAGGAGAAGCAGAAGGAGUACGACUUCGAGGAGCGCAUGAAGGAGCUGCGGGAGGAGGAGGAGAAGGCGAAGGCGUACAAGAAGGAGAAGCAGAAGGAGCGGAAACGACGGGCGGAGGAGGACGUGGACUUCGAGGAGGACGACGAGAUGGCGGCAGUGAUGGGCUUCUCCGGCUUCGGCUCGUCCAAGAAGAGCCACUGAAGCUCCGCCUCUCUGAGGCAGGAAGCAGCUUUCUGCCCCGCCCUCUCUACAUCAGGCGGAAGUUCGGACUUAGGCGGAGCUCAUCUUGGACUCUUAUUUUGUUAUUCACAGCCAGACUCUUAUUUUGUUAGUUCAUCUAGAUGUAAUCAGCUGCUUCCUGUUGCUCACAGGAUGCUGAUUAAGUGUUUGUUAAAUCCUGCAGGCAGUAAACGCAACAGGUCAGAGGUCAGACAGGAAGUAGCUGUCAGCAGUGAGAAGGCAUUCCAGGCUGCACAGAAAAAAUCUGAAAUUUUAAAUUUUGAUUUCCCGGGUUUGUGUUUGAGCUUCUUCACAUAAAGUUUUGAUUCAAACACACAAAACAUAAAACUUUAUUUAAAGCACAGCUCAGACAGUUUGAUCCCCGUCUGUAUCAGCCCCUAGGCAUGCUGGGAAAUUCAGAUUGUAAUAAACAGUUGUUUUUUUUUAAA
Messenger RNA from Oreochromis aureus, 1119 nucleotides. RefSeq names its product zinc finger, matrin-type 2 (gene zmat2). The coding region runs from base 47 to 652 and encodes 201 amino acids. Gene Ontology annotation, biological process: mRNA splicing, via spliceosome. Lineage: Eukaryota; Metazoa; Chordata; Actinopteri; Cichliformes; Cichlidae. The transcript is spliced from 6 exons. Gene Ontology annotation, cellular component: U4/U6 x U5 tri-snRNP complex; spliceosomal complex. The record is from RefSeq and is a predicted model, not a curated record. Gene Ontology annotation, molecular function: zinc ion binding; nucleic acid binding.